Messenger RNA from Branchiostoma belcheri (Belcher's lancelet), 2154 nucleotides. RefSeq names its product hyaluronan and proteoglycan link protein 2-like. The record is from RefSeq and is a predicted model, not a curated record. Lineage: Eukaryota; Metazoa; Chordata; Leptocardii; Amphioxiformes; Branchiostomatidae. Gene Ontology annotation, molecular function: hyaluronic acid binding. The transcript has 4 exons. The coding region runs from base 48 to 662 and encodes 204 amino acids. Gene Ontology annotation, biological process: cell adhesion.
AUGUAUUGCCUUAUUCUAUAGGUACGCUGUGUACAUCAAGUGGGAAGAUGCUGUUCUUCACUGCAAGCCUUUGGGUCAUGCUGAGCCUCCUGGCGCCCAGGAGCUCUGGGGAUGAGAUGGGCGAGUUCUCUGGGAACGGGCCUCUCGACAACGUAGGGGAGGGGGGAAAGGAUGGAGUUGAAACCUAUGCGAACGAAGUCAAGAUGCUGAAGACCUUGCUGGGAGGCAAGGAGAGCGGGAAAAACCUGCUGGGUCGAAUGAUCGGCAUAGAGAAGAACAAGGACAACGGACUGGAACUACGUAAUGAAGAGAGACAGGCCAAGCCGAACCUUGGUGACGUGAUAAAUGACCUGUGCGGGGUUACACCGAAACUGGGACGGAUCUUCCCCGUGAAUUCUCCAGUAGGACACUACAAGUACGACUUUGCCGAAGCUAAACACGCCUGUGAACAGCAGGGCGCUUCCCUCGCCACCUACCACCAGCUGUACGAGGCCUGGGAGGACGGGCUCGAGCACUGCGCGUGCGGGUUUCUGUCGGACGGCACUUCCCGUUAUCCAAUGCAGACAAAACAAACUGGCUGUGGCAACGUUGGUAUCAACACGUGUGGGUGGCAAAACACUUGGGACGCCUGGUGUUUCCGCACACUGAGCAUCUGUGACUGAGGUACAGAUAUAGAUUCCAGGACAGUGCGUAUCUAGUUCUAUUUGUAAAUGGGUUAGCGUUGAGAUCAGGCGUGGUUCUGGAUAGUCUGUGUAUCGAAGAACGUCUACUAAAUUUGACCCAGGCAUGGUUCUGGAUACGCAGGGCCUGAGCAUGGUUCUAGAUAAAGCACUGUUCUGGAUACAACAACGGAUGAUGCCGACGACAACAGAACAGUAGUCUAGUAGGAUGUCGUUCUAGACCUAACAUUUUCCAAUAGUAGCUAUAGCCCUGCUUGCCGCUCAGAAACCAGUCUAUCUUUACUAGAGGCAUCCAUGUCAGUUGCAGAGAAAGGGCAUUCACCAUUUCUUCAAAUGAAAAAAAAAAUACUCCCCGAAAAGAAGAUGUGCAAAAUUUAUGACUCAACUUUGAAACCUCUCGUGGCCAUUUCUAUGUAGAUGCUAGUAACCUAGGUCUAGGUUGGAGAGAAAAAAACAACAGGACUUUGUUCUGCAAAUUUUCAAAUUACGGAUACCAAUUUUAUUGGAAUUUUUCCACCAUGUGGUUGCAUUGACCAAGUUACUUUUUCCACACCCCAAAAUCUUUAAAACUCCACAAGGGUGCGUUCUACUUGAUAAUGUCCUCCUAAUGCCAGAAAAAGCAUCAGUCAUGCUGCCAAUUUUUCCAGAAAAAGAUUUCUAAAUUACCAACAAUGAUAUUUGUGUACAUCCGCGUUGCCUGCCAAUGCAACUUUCAUGUAUGCCCCAGGUAUGUUUUUGUUUGUUUGUUUGUUAUGCACGCCAUUCUAGUAUAUUACAGUGUUCCGUACAAUUUCAAACAUCUUGUUUACAUGUAACCUAACUGUCAUCAAUUGACCUGAGAAAUUUGAAUAUAUCAGGAAAGGCUGUUGACUGUAAAAGUGGUUUAUAAUUAUCAGUCAGAGAAUGCAUACUUCAGUCAUUUCAACUAAUAACGCUGUUUUAAUUUUGUUUUGUUUUUGGUUGUAACCAGGGAUAGUUUGAUGCUGGCAGAAUAGUUGUAAGGCAUCCAAUGCGAUUUCGUGGUGUCAAAAAAAAUUUGAAUGAACAGAUCUGUCUGAAAAUUAUAUUUACUGCCAUUUCCUAUCACAUUUUAACAUCAUUUAAUACUUGAAUCGUUUAAAGCAGCCCUAAAACAAGCUAUGCGACAAGUCCCUUAACAUUUCGGUACCACCUAUGAAAGCCUACGAUAUGUAUCGAACAACCGUUUUACGCCAGCAGUAUCAGACAUUUGCCUCACAGAUAUCAUUACAACAUGGAAAAAGGUUUCAACCUACUGCAUUAAAAAGACCAGAAAAUUGACUUUUAAAAUCCCGUUUCACUGUCCUGAAAUCGCUUUCGAUGCCCUUUAGAAUCCUCAUUGUACUUAAUUUUAGAUGUUAAUUCUUCAUUUAAACAAGACUAUUACUUGUGACUUGUGCUGGCUUCCUAUGUAGAUGCAAAAAACGACAUCAGAAUAAAAACUUCUUUAAAAGCA